AACCGUCGAACCAGUACAACCGUUAGGUUGAGGUGUUUCAAACCAUUAAAUCGAUUAAAUCGAUUCCGACGCUUAUAUUACUUAUCGCGAUCGUCCUCUAUACUUGAUGUGUAUCCUCCCAAGAAUCAUCACGGAAUAAGAGCUGGAGACCGGAUAAUUUCUUGGAUUUCACAGGUACUACAAUUGUUGGGCUCUCGGUGGUUCUUGACGAUGCCUGUAACUUAUGCUGGCAUGAAGAAACUCGCUCCGUUGUCUGGUCUGUUGUACAAGAAAGCAAGAUUAGGAUUUGGGGCAAGUUUUAGAAGGUGGUUUUGUGUUGAAAGUGGCAGGGGAGAGGACUUUGGUGGAGAAUUGUAUAGGGGGAAAAAAUUUGGAGCUGUAUGGGGAAAUGGAGAUUUCGGGAGGCUGGGAUUAGGGAAUUUGGCCUCCGAGUGGAGGCCCCGCCCUAUUUCGCCAGCCGCUUUUGAUGAUCAGGGUUUGGUGGAGAUCGCGUGCGGCGGUGCCCACACUCUUUUUUUAACUGAAAGAGGAGAUUUGUAUGCUACAGGACUUAAUGAUUUUGGACAGCUUGAGGAUGGAGAACUCUAUAUGUGGGGAAAGAACGGAAAUGGACAGCUUGGCCUGGGAAAAAAGGCAGAAAAGAUAACUUUUCAUCCCCAUAAAAUUGAUUCCUUGGAUGGAGUCACCAUUAAAACAGCUUCCUUAGGAUUUGAACACUCGAUUGCAGUAACAGAACAAGGUGAAAUUUUGAGUUGGGGCGGAGGGGAGUCUGGAAGACUUGGUCAUGGACAUGAAUCGAACAUUUUGGGUUUCCACAAAAGUAGCAGGUUUUUCACAAUAUUAGGUCAAGAGCAUUUCUGCUGGAAUGCUUCACUCUGCCUGCACUUCUGGUAAACAUAUUAUGGCAUCGAGGAGUAAGGUUUUCGAUGUCUGGGUGGGAUAUUGUGGCGAACUGUACACAUGGGGCUCCAACGAGAAUGGCUGUCUAGGAAUUGGCUGCACAGAAGUCACUUAUGAACCUGAAAGAGUUGAAGGUCCAUUUUUGAGGCAAUCUGUUAGCAAGGUAUCAUGUGGUUGGAAGCAUACUGCAGCAAUUUGCGGAGGUAAUGUUUACACGUGGGGUUGGGGUGGUUCACAUGGAACAUUUAAAGAAGAUGGACAUUCGCCAGGCGGACAGUUGGUUAGCUUUUAUUUCUGGUCAAGGCAAUGAUGCUGACUAUAUUGAGCCGAUGUUGCUCGACUUUCACAAGAGUGUCAAAGCAUUUGAAAUAUCUUGUGGAUUUAAUCAUACAGCUGGCGUCUUCGAAUUCAUGUGAUGGAAGACCAGUGUUUUUGUGCAACUUGAUGUUCCUCACACAUGUACUCAUUGCUAAGGAGUUCAUUUUAUUAUUGCUUAUUAUUCCUUGGUUGAUAAACAUCAGUAACGAUUUGACUCAAGUUAUUGGUGCAAAAUAAGUGGUCUUUUGGUAACUAAUUGGGGGACUUUACAGAAUCUGACAACGAUUGUGUUGGUUGAUUAUUAAAUGAGCUGUAGCUUUUGUUGUGUAUCGAUACGCCGUGUACUGAUUUCAUUAUGUAAACCAAACAGCACAAAUGACUGGUGGUGACAUUACACCAAUUUCUCUGGUGUUUUUUGGCAUGUUGGAUAAACUAAUUCUUUUGCCCCUAUGAUUAUGGAUUUUGCUCAAUUAGAGCAAACUUUAGCACCUGCUUGCGCAGUGAUGAUUGGUCAUUUGACAGUACAUAUGACUGCUU
This is a messenger RNA of Striga asiatica, 1755 nucleotides long. The record is from the annotation of a GenBank genome assembly. NCBI's taxonomy places the organism in Eukaryota, Viridiplantae, Streptophyta, Magnoliopsida, Lamiales, Orobanchaceae.